UUCACUUCCGGCACAACAGAGUGCGCCUGCGCUGUGACGUGACGUCAACAAGGGGACACUAAAGAUGGCGGACAGCAGCUGAAGCUAGCCAAAAGCUUCGGUAGAAAUCCACAAACCCUCGGGUCUGUGCUCCAGUCAGUCGGGAUUAAGUGACCCAGUUAUUUUAUUUAGAGGAUUUAGAUUCUUCUGAUGAUUUCAGGUUGAGUUUUUAUUCUGUUAAAGCCUCUUUAAACACGACAUUAGCUGUUAGCAUCAGCCGCGUUAGCAUCUCGAGCUGCCCUGCUUUUGUUUUUGUCUCGAACCCUCAGGGCGGACUCUGUGGAGGAUUUCAUGUCACGACUUUCUCAAGAACUGAAUCUUUCCUGAGCUGGACCAAGUGUUUCUGAGACAGACUGACCCAGGAGCUUCUUAUUCUGCGGGUUCUGUAUCUGAGCUAACAUCACACACACAGACGAUUAAAGGGACACACUCUCUUUUAUGAACUUUAAAAACCAGGAAACAUGGAUCCAAAACGCGCCCACAGUAAACCUCUCAGCAGCAGCAGAGGAGGAGGAGGAGAGGGAAGCAGCGGGGACUCCAGCUGCGGCAGCCCGGCCUCCCCCUCCCGCAGCCCGGCCCCGGCAGCAGCCCGAGCCCCGCUGCUCCCCGGAGGAAACGCCUUCGCCAACGACGGCAGCUUCAUGGAGAUGUUCAAGAAGAAGAUGGAGGAAGAGCAGAGGAACAAAGAGAGUGGUGGAGAGGCUGCAGACUCCGUGCAGGGACAGACUCCCGUGGAAAAGAGGCCCCCUCCCGUGGCGAGCUUUGUAAGGGGUUUAGUUGUGGGGAAGCGCAGAGGAGGUGUGUUCCUAAAGACCGGCAUGGUUGCGAAGAAGCAGAAAAACGACUCAGAGGCUGUUCCCGGCAAGAGUGACGCGUGGUCAAAGUACAUGGCCGAGGUCAAAAAGUACAAAGCCCAUCAAUGCGGGGACGACGAUAAAACCCGGCCGCUGGUGAAGUAGUCUUCCUCAGAGCGAGCGGCCACGGUGUUCAGAGGGGGGAAAACCCGAUCUGGGAGACGCUCCGGGAGAGCUGGCCGACCCUGACCUCCCCCACACUGCCGGAUCGAGCUGCCCUCCAUCUUUCACAAACUGCUUCGAUCAACAGACCUUUCUCCCUUUUUGUAUCGUUCUCUCUCAUCAUUCGUCGGACUCUGGUGAUUUGAUCUCAAACUUACCUUCUCCAUCAUCGUUGUAUCAUAUUUUCAGAUUUGUCAUGUCGGGGUUUAAGUCGAUGUUUCUUUUGGUUUUGGAGCCAAAUGGAGGUGUGAAUUAAAUCUACACUGCCCUUUGAA
Molecule: messenger RNA, 1330 nt
Organism: Notolabrus celidotus (New Zealand spotty)
Lineage: Eukaryota; Metazoa; Chordata; Actinopteri; Labriformes; Labridae
Gene: trir
Product: telomerase RNA component interacting RNase
Exons: 3
Coding region: 501-998 (165 amino acids)
Molecular function (GO): 5'-3' exonuclease activity; 3'-5' exonuclease activity
Source: RefSeq, a predicted model, not a curated record